Messenger RNA from Dreissena polymorpha, 7784 nucleotides. RefSeq names its product serine/threonine-protein kinase OSR1-like. The transcript is spliced from 17 exons. Gene Ontology annotation, molecular function: protein serine/threonine kinase activity; ATP binding. Gene Ontology annotation, biological process: protein phosphorylation. The coding region runs from base 88 to 1680 and encodes 530 amino acids. The record is from RefSeq and is a predicted model, not a curated record. Lineage: Eukaryota; Metazoa; Mollusca; Bivalvia; Myida; Dreissenidae.
GUCUUAUUUUCCUUCAUUUCGGUUGCGUGAUUGUGGCCUAUUUCCGGUCGGUAAAAAAACGUUGUCUUCCGGGUUGUUUUCUCGAAAAUGUCGGAGCAACCUUGGCCUAAUACUCGAGAGGAUUAUGAAUUGAAAGAUGUUAUUGGGGCAGGGGCAACGGCAGUUGUACAAGGUGCCCUGUGUAAACCAAGGAAUGAACCAGUGGCCAUAAAAAGGAUUAAUCUGGAAAAAUGCAAUACUACAGUAGAGGAGCUAUUGAAAGAGAUACAGGCAAUGAGCCAGUGCAAACACGAGAAUGUGGUAGGCUAUCAUACGUCAUUUGUUGUGAAGGACGAACUAUGGGUCAUCAUGAAGUUGUGCAGUGGUGGUUCCAUGCUGGAUCUCAUCAAGGUGAAAAUGCGUACGGGCAACUGCACCAACGGAGUCUUUGAUGAGCCCACCAUCGCCACCAUUCUCAAGGAGGUGUUGAAAGGUCUCGAGUAUUUCCAUAGCAACGGGCAGAUCCACAGAGAUAUCAAGGCUGGCAACAUUCUUCUGGGGAAAGAUGGAGCUGUCUAUAUAGCAGAUUUUGGUGUGUCAGCAUGGCUGGCUACAGGGAAGGAUCAGACCCGUGACUCUGUGAGACAUACGUUUGUGGGUACACCUUGCUGGAUGGCACCAGAAGUCAUGGAACAGGUGACUGGUUAUGACUUCAAGGCUGAUAUCUGGAGUCUGGGUAUAACUGCCAUCGAACUUGCCACUGGGACAGCGCCCUAUCAUAAAUACCCUCCAAUGAAGGUGCUGAUGCUGACCUUGCAAAAUGACCCGCCAUCGCUGGACACUGGGGCGGAGGACAAAGACCAGUACAAGAACUACAGUAAAGUCUUCCGCAAGUUUGUGUCAGACUGCUUGAAAAAGGAGCCAGAGAAAAGGCCAACAGCCAAGCAACUGCUGAAGCAAGAGUUUAUCAAGAAAGCAAAGGACAAGGCGUAUCUGGUGAAGACACUUCUCUCAGAAGGCUCCUCUGUUAAACCUCAAAAGGUUAAACGUGUGCCCGGUUCCAGUGGACGGCUUCACAAGACGGAGGACGGCACCUGGGAGUGGUCGGACGAUGAGAUGGACCCCGAGUCAGAGGACGGGCUGGCAGCAGCAGCUGAGACUGGGCGGAGAUUGCCCCUACAAGAUCUAGACGAAAAUGAAGAAGACAAUGAGUCCCCCAGGUUGAAGCAAUCAGAGGAUGACGACGAUGAUGAACUUGCGAGUGAUGCUGCAAAGCUGUCCCUGAACAAAGAAUAUGGUGGAGAAUACCAGUCUCCUGAGAAUACAAUGGAAGAAAAAUUAAGAUCAGCCCUGACAGUGAUAGAAGAUCCAUCAUCAUCUGCAACCACUCUAGAGGUGGAAAAUCCUGUCCCAAUUAAUCUUGUACUAAGAUUAAGGAAUGAAAAAAGGGAGCUAAAUGAUAUUAAAUUUGACUUCACUCCAGGUCAAGACUCCUCUGACAGUGUAUCCAGGGAACUGGUUGAGGCUGGUCUUGUGGAUGGGAAAGACAUGAUAGUUGUGGCAGCUAACUUACAGAAGAUACUGGACAAUAAACUUGUAAAAAGUCUAACUUUUGCAUUGAACUCUGGUUGUGCACCGCAUGAAGCCCCCUGUGAUAAAUCACUGAUCGGAUUCGCCCAGUUGACGAUCAAUGAAGCAUAACAUUUCCAAAGAAUUAGUUACUUUAUACAAAUUAUCGUCCAAAUUGGCGUCAACUGAGUGCUUCACUGUGUAUUGAUGGUCGCAUGGAAACAAAACAAUGUCUGCCAAUUGUGUUUAUUAGAAUGCCAUAAUUUUAAAUGGAUCUGCUUUGUUUUGUUAUAAAUGUAAUGUUUGUUAAUCUUACAACGAUUAUUUGAACAAAUAUGUAACUUGUAUUGGUAUUUCAGGGAUGCAGUGAAAUUUGUGUAGACUCUAAAUUGAUACAUUGAACGUGUUUUUUUCCUUGUUACCAUCAGUUAGGUAAUUGACUUAAAGGGAUCUUUUCACGCUUUGGUAAAUUGACAAAAUUGAAAAAAGUUGUUUCAGAUUCAUAAGUUUUCGUUUUAGUUAUGAUAUUUGUGAGGAAAUAGUAAUACUGAACAUUAACCAUGCUCUAAUAUAGCCAUUAUAUGCAUCUUUUGACGAUUUUAAAACCUAAAAAUUAUAAAUCGUUGCAACGCGAAACGAUUGAAUAAUUUGGAGAGUUCUGUUUUUGUCGUUAAAUUUUGUGAAACUACGAAGAUUGCUUAUAUAAGGUAUAAAAUACGUCAAGAAUGUGUACUCGGCGGAAUAGCUCAGUAGGCUAAAGCGUUUUUACUUCAGGACUAUGGCAGGACUCCAGGGGUCACUGGUUCGAAACCUGCUCCGGGCAAUGUUCUUUUCCUUUUUUAAAUUUUUUUCUUGAUAUUUUACUGGAGCUUUUACGAUCCAAUGUUUACAUUUAUCAAUAUAAAGCAUUUAAUGAAUAAGUUAAAAAAAUGCCAAAAUCUGUGAAAAGGCCCCUUUAACCCAUAAAAGGCGUAUAAUUGUGGAUGGUUGAUACAAAUGAAUGAAUUUAUUUCAGUAAAGUUUCUUUAAAAAGUUUCCAAAAGUCAUAGUUUGCUCACAUAAUAAUUCUCAGAAUUUUACUACGUUACUUCAUAAGUUCUUUCUAAUUUUUAAAGAAAGAUAUCCACUUUCUUCCCAUUUUAUUAUUGAUUAAUUCAGCUAUGGAUACAUGUUGAAGGAAAAAUGCCAGCAAAAUUCUGGUAUUGUGGUUCAGUGUAAUUGUUUGCAGAAGCAGAGAGACAUAUUUGAUAAACUUACACUACAAAGUUCCAAAUGAUUCAAGCAAAAUAUUGCCAAAUGUAUAAUGGUUUUGAAAAAGGGAGAAACACUACAAAGUUCCAAAUGAUUCAUGAAAAUGAUGCCAAAUUGAUAUUUGUUUUCAAAAAAUGGGAGAACAAGAUUGUGUUAUUAGUCUACAUUAAUGUGCAUAAAACAUUUUAACAAAGCAAAUACUUCACAUGUAAAAAUAUGGAAUUUGUUAUACUAGUAUCUUUUAACUAAAGGUUUUGUUUUCUUGUUGUUAAGUGACUACUAGAUUGAUGUUUUAACACAAAUUACAAGAAUUUGUUUUUGUUGCAUUGAGGCUAUUUCUUUUGGUUUAGAUAUCUAUAAUGUGUUUAGCUCACCUGAGCAUAAUAGUAACAUGCUCAUGGUGAGCUUUUGUGAUCACUUUUUGUCUGUCGUUGAUGGUUCGUAGUGCCUAAUUAGCGUUUACUAAAACUGAUAAAAACUGAGCUGUUCUGUCAGGACUUAGUUUGGUGACCUGGGGACGUUGGCCAUUUUUAACCAGGUUUUCCGAAGGAAAAAACUGGUUAUUAGAUUGGCGAAUGCGGGCGGGCUGGCUGGCUGGCUGGCGGGCUGGCGGAACAAGCUUGUCCGGGCCAUAACUAUGUCGUUCAUUGUCAGAUUUUAAAAUCAUUUGGCACAUUUGUUCACCAUCAUUGGACAGUGUGUCGCGCGAAAUAAUUACGUCGAUAUCUUCAAGGUCAAGGUCACACUUUGAGUUCAAAGGUCAAAAAUGGCCAUAAAUGAGCUUGGCCUGGCCAUAACUAUGUCAUUCAUUGUGAGAUUUUAAAAUCAUUUGGCACAUUUGUUCACCAUCAUGGUACGGUGUGUCGCACGAAAGAAUCACGUCAAUAUCUCCAAUGUCAAGGUCGCCACGACUAAAAAUAGAUUAUUUUUUUUUAAACAAACUUACAAAGGGGGUUAAUUUUGUUUGUUCAUUUCAAAAGUUCAGUUUGAGUUUUCUCCCUUUAUCAGAUUUUUUUUCACAAUGAAAACCUGGUUUUGUGACAAUUUUGUCCCUUGUGAUAAAAUCUUUUGUUAUUUGCAACAGUCGGAUCUGUCAUGUAUUGUUUCAUGAUGUCUUAGUUAAAAAUGUCAAUACUUAGAUGAAGGACUGUUGUCAGUUAGCGACCUAAGUGACUAAUCUGUUUACCCAGAAAAAGUAAGAUUUGGAUUAAACAACUGAUGUUAUAGGACAGUUGGAUAUGUAGAAAUACUCAAACAAACAUAAAAUUAAACUUUAUUUAAAAAAAAUAUUGUUGAUUGUCUCACUAUCUCUCAGAGUGUCUUUGUUUGUCACAUCUAUAUUUGUUGAGUCACCAGACUAAGGCUUGAUUGGUAGUUGUCAGCUUGGGUACUACUUAAAUUAACCUGUGGUACUCUUACGUAUACUGAAGUGUACCAUGGGAAUGGAAAGUAUAUAAAACGUACCCGGGAAUUUUAAGUCUAAUUUGGUCGUUUUCGGCUUCUUAUUUUUCAAAUUAAUUAUGGUCAUAUGUAUGUUAAUGUUGCUGUUAAAUGGCAUGUAUAUUUUGUAACUCAUACUCUAAAAGCAUGUUGAGGCAGGUUUUUUUUUUUUUUUAAAGAUAUAUUUUUUCCUAUCCAGUAAUGCGUUUUACGACAGCGGAUUUUGGGUGGGAAUAAAACUUGGGUACAGUCCAGAUUGGCCGCAUACUUUUAAGUAUAUUUUCCGAACCCGGGGUACAUUUAAAUAUACUUAAGAGUGCUCAGAGUACGUUUAAGUAGUACCUGCACCGCCAAUGACCAAUCAAGCCAGACUAGGCAUCAUAUGGGAGUAACUUAUGAGAGUAGCAGUUCCCCUUCCCCUUGUGUGGAGCAUAACUUUUUAAACUGUUAAAGCUAUCAACAUGAAACAUCAUACAUAAAUCUAUUUGAGACGUGUAGUGUACAAGAACUGAUGCUAUGCAUCACUGAGUUCUGGCGUUAAUGCCCUUCUUUUAUUUUCAUACCGUAUUUUACCAUGCAUAGCGCGCAGUUUUUUACCUUCAAAUUUUAAAAUAAAAAUUCAGUGCGCGUAAUACAUUGACACAACGCUUUCCUGGUUGCUAAAUUGCAAAAAAUCCAUUUCGUAAUCGUAAAUCUUCACAAUUGCCGCCAUUUUUUUUAUUGCAGAAAACUACACCCUAUAAUGUUAUAGACUGAAAGGGCCCUUGUCGAAACAACAAAAAGCCGGAAAGGGUAGGAAUGAACGGGGUAGUAACAGUUUUGACAAAAAUUAAAAGAUGAAAAAAUGUCUUUGUUGGUGUUUUCACACUUCUUUAUUGAUUGUUCAUUAAAAAAAAUCGAGGUAUAUCAAUCCCCGCGUCGUCGCGGUAUUGUUUGUUUUUGUUGUCAUGAAAACUCGUUGAUUUACAACGCAAAACGUCUUAUCUGAUCGUAUAAACGCUCCCUACUUUAAAACAAAACAUUAAGCACCCAAAAAACUCAGAUUAAAUGAUUGCGCAAUAUAAGAAUGGCGGCCAUUUUCGGCCCAAUUUUCAGGUUUUUGAUCUUGAAUUCUUUUUUUUUCUCCAUUUUUGCUUUAAAAAAUCGCAUGCGUGUUAUACAUGGGAGCGCGCUAUACAUGGUAAAAUACGGUACUUCCUUUUUGUCUCAAGCCUUACUCUCAGGCUUUCAAAGAUACUAAUUUCAACUACUUCCAUAUGAUCAUCAGCUCUGCAUCGCCUGGUUUUGGAGUUACAGCCCUUGUUAAUUGUGAUACUUUUUCUUUUUUGGAACGUAAUUCUUAAAUUCUAUGAAAGCUAUCAACUUGAAAUUCAUACAUAGAAAGAUCUCAUGAAAGACAACCCUUACUUUGCAUUUCAUUCUACUUAUAACCCUAUGAAAAUUUGACUAUUAAAAUUUAUGUGACUUAUUCCAGUUUUUUUUUAAUUUCUUACAUUUAAAAUUAGUGAUUAGAGUUCAGUGCAUUUAAUCAUUUGUCCGCAACUCAUUUUUAUAAUAAUAUGUCUUGUUAUUAUUUGAAGUGUUAUAGCAGUUAAAAUUGUGUUCUUCCGCAAAUGUUCUAUGUAUUUUUCUUAAAAUGUUACUUAUACACACUGAUUGUGUUGUUUUGUAGUUCUUAAUGUUAAAUAACAACUUAAAAGAAAUGGGUUAUUAAUAUUGUAUUCUGUUGUCGAAACAGUCAGAUCUGUCAUGUAUUGUUUCAUGAUAUCUUAGUUAGUAGUGUAAAUACUUAGCGACCUAAGUGAUUAAUCUGUUUACCCUGAAAAAGUAUGAUUUGUGUUAACAUACCGCUGUUAUAUGACAGUUGAAUAUGGCGAAAUUCUCAAACAAACAUAAAAUUAAACUGUAUCUCAAACAGCAAACAUUUCUAAGCUUUUAGAGGUUUUACAUUUGGGUUUUUAAUUUUGGAUCCAAAUAAUGGUCUGAAACUGUGAUUGUAAUGAAGGUCUAGAAAUGCUUGUUAUACAGUCAAGGAUUGAGAAAGGAACUGUUUAAGAUUUCUGUGUCACUAUCACGUGCAAUAGAGGGAUGCUCAGUCCUUGAUAUUUAAAUAAUGCAAUUAACCUAUGAGCAGCGCUGUGGAAAAACAGGGCUUAAUGCAUAUGUGUUAAGUUUCGUCCCAGAUCAGCCUGCACAGUCUACCUAGGCUAAUCAAGGACAACUCUUUUCAGGUUUAUGGAAUUUUUCAUUUAACAACAGUCUCUUCUUAAUGAAAUCCAUUCUAGGAGGAAAGUGUCGUCCCUGAUUAGGCUGUGCGGACUGAAUGAAAUCCAUUCUAGGAGGAAAGUGUCGUCCCUGAUUAGGCUGUGCGGACUGUAAAGGCUUAUCUGCAACGAUGCUUAACACUUAUGCAUUAAGCCCUGUUUUUGUCCCCUACCGGUGAAACCGGAGGGGUAUUAUGGUUUGCACUCCGUCUGUCAGUCUGUCUGUCAGUCUGUCUGUCUGUCAGUCUGUCAGUCAGUCCUUCACACUUUUCUGGAUCCUGCAAUAACUUAAAAAGUUUUUAAUAUUUUUUCAUGAAACUUGAAACAUGGAUAGAUGGCAAUAUGGAGAUUAUGCACGUCAUUUCAUUUUGUUCCUAUGUCAAAAAUUCUGGUUGCUAUGGCAACAAAUAUAUUAUUUUUUUUAAUACUGACAAUGGUUGAGUUUCACCGGUAGGGGACAAUAUUGCUUGGCAAUCUCUUGUUGAGUUUCACCGGUAGGGGACCAUAUUGCUUGGCAAUCUCUUGUUGAGUUUCACCGGUAGGGGACAAUAUUGCUUGGCAAUCUCUUGUUGAGUUUCACCGGUAGGGGACAAUAUUGCUUGGCAAUCUCUUGUUGAGUUUCACCGGUAGGGGACAAUAUUGCUUGGCAAUCUCUUGUUGAGUUUCACCGGUAGGGGACAAUAUUGCUUGGCAAUCUCUUGUUGAGUUUCACCGGUAGGGGACCAGCUAUUGCUUGGCAAUCUCUUGUUUCAGAGUGCGGCUCAUAUAUUAGUCGCAUUUUGAAAAAACUGGGCAUAAUUAAGUCUCUUCUUAGCAAAAAUCCAAUUUAGGCGGAAAGUGUCGUCCCUGAUUACCCUGUGCAGACUGCCCAGAUUUCUCAGAACGCGACCCAUAUAUGCAUUAAGCCCUGUUUUUCCAUAGUGCGGCUCAUAUAUGUAUGGGGAUGAUAAUUUCAGUAUUUAAAGCUUUAGUUUGUGUUGGUGAUAAUGUUAAUAUGUGCUGUGUUUUGAACAACGCUUGUUCUUAUAGUAUGAAGUGUUUGUUUUUUUGUUCAAUCAUGUUCAUGCCAAAAACGUUUGAAAUUUCUUGUCUAAUCUAUUUGUCACAAGCUUAUGCUAGUAUAUUAUAAUCAUCAACACUUUAAACACUUACCUCAUUAUCUGGAUAAGAAAUUUUCUGAUUAUUUUUUGAAUUACAACAAUAAUAUUUUGUGAAUAUACUUAGCAUACUUUCAACUUAUAUGCUUAUUAACAAAAACUCGGAAUAAAUAUUAUUAUUUUG